AUGGAAUUAUCCGAAAGCCCCUUCAACGAUCUGGACGUGUACGCUGACUGGUCCGGCGACCCCUCGGAUCAUGUGGAAGUCAAGAUCCAAGUGGAUAUUCACUGCAGGCCCUUGCUUGACAAGCCCAUCUUGAACACCCGUGUACCAAAAGAAUUCGUCAAAUCAAGUUCCCUAAAAAUCACAACAUCCAGAGAUACCUUCGCCGUCUUGCACAAUCCCGACUUGUCUGAGCGACUCCAGUCAACACCGGGAAGCCCAACAAUGAACACGAACUCUGCAGGAGGCCCGAUUCAUCUGACCUCCGGAGCCAGUUUCUCGAGCACCGUCAUAAUCGACAGCCCAGUCGACGAUUUCCAGGGUGCUACUAUCAUGAACAGCCCUGCCUACGCGGAUCUCCCGGAUUUUCAUCCACUUGGUAAUAUCCGGCGUUCUUUGAAGAGAAACGCGAGAACCGCAUCACUCCCUGACUCUGUUUCUGACUCUGAUCGGCCAAUCGGAGGAUUCAAGCACAAGAGCAGCUUCUCUGUUCAGUUGCCUGCCACCUCGUCGACUGAAUCCAUCCAGUUGAAUCGGCCGAGCCAAAUUCCGCGUCCUAUCAGUGUUAUUUCACAUUCUCACCACGCUACUUCACCGGGAAGAAUCUCAUUUUCGCUCGCCCCUUCAUCUGACUCCAAGUUCACGCCUGAAUAUCUGCCGCAAGAGAACAUACCACUCGUGAAAAAAUCGCCUGAGAAUGGAAAAUUCAAUGGGAGUCCUCUGGCAUCGUCUUCAAACAACUCGGCCAACUAUUUGAACGACGCUACAGACGACUCUGGAAACAAAGACGGAGACAAGUCUGAGAUCCUGGAGAACUUUUCAAUGGAAGGCUCAUGCGGAACACCGUGCGAUUUGCAUUACAACCAACACUCGUAUGGACCGGUAGAUGAAUACCCUAAUGGGCCGGUCGAACCACCUGAUACUAGUCAAAGUCCACACUCGCCUCUCUCGCCGUACAGCUCCAGAUCCGGUUCUUCGACUCCUCAGAUUGUCCAGGAGAACGGUGUAUUCCGUAUCUUCUGUCCUCGCGAUACAAAGCCUGCUGUCUACAAAGCCACCAUUGAGUUCUUGUUGCCCCUGGAAAAAGGAACACCUAGGGGCUGGUUUAACUUGGUGAUUCCCGGAUUACCUCGAUUGCAGAAUAACAAUACUGGCUAUCUGUAUUUCUGGUUUCCACCUGGUCAAGGAGUCGAGUUUCGCACCACGCAUUUGAAACGUCACAACUUGGUUGAAAGCUGUUUGAUGGGCCAGUUUCCAAUAUUCGAGAAGCUUGUUAUUCCAGUGCGGCCUUGUGAUGCAAGAUUUUAUGGGUUCAUUAAGGACUUCGCAGUAACCCAGACCAUCCGUGCUGAUAUUCUCGACGACAAUGACGAAGAUUCUGGAUUUUUUGUCGUCAAAUACCAUGCAGCCUGUGCGAUUGAUCUUAUUCAGCGUGACUUUUGGGCCGAGAAGUGCGGCUUGACCAUUUACGUGUAUGGUGGACCCGAUGCUGACUUUUCGGCCCAUCUAUAUGGAACACUGGACGAGCUCCGAGUUAUGCACCUCGACUCAUCGCCAGAUGCUCGCAUUGGCGUUUCCGAAAUUCAGAUCAUCUGCUCCCCUUCUAACCUGUCCAUGUUUGCCAUUACUUGGAAAGCUCGAUUGCCACGAAAGCUGCCUAUGUGGUUGCCUCGCAUUCGAAGCUCCUUGGAUACCGAGGGGGUAAUUGAUGAACUGAAAGAUCGGUACACAGUGGCAGAAGAAAACGAUAAUGUGGAAAUUGUGAAGAUUCCGCCCUUCCAUGCGACUCGUUUGAUCCGCACGCCGGAACCCAAAACCGAUGUCAAGCUUUCUCGGGGUAGAACCGUAUCGAUUUUUAUGAUCUCUUGUCUUGCGGCUUUUGUGGUGCUUCGAAUCAUUCUUCGUCUGUACCAUGACAUCCUUUUUAUGCCGGUUUCAUUUGGGGGAACAGACUCGGUGGGAGGAUGGCCGAUUGCGGACUGUGAUGGUUUGGCUAUUGACCCAGCUCUUGAUCCCCAGACUGAUCCAUGUACUAUUCCUACCCCCAUUCCUCUGCGAGAUCAGAUCGACUAUUUUCUCGGGUGGCGAGGACCGUUUUGA
Penicillium verhagenii is the source of this 2136-nucleotide messenger RNA. RefSeq lists its product as uncharacterized. Lineage: Eukaryota; Fungi; Ascomycota; Eurotiomycetes; Eurotiales; Aspergillaceae. The transcript has 2 exons. Bases 1 to 2136 code for a protein of 711 amino acids. The record is from RefSeq and is a predicted model, not a curated record.